Drosophila biarmipes is the source of this 481-nucleotide messenger RNA. RefSeq lists its product as uncharacterized. NCBI's taxonomy places the organism in Eukaryota, Metazoa, Arthropoda, Insecta, Diptera, Drosophilidae. The transcript has a single exon. Bases 23 to 433 code for a protein of 136 amino acids. The record is from RefSeq and is a predicted model, not a curated record.
CCCUAAGCUAAGAGUUUCGAAAAUGCAUUACUUGUGUGCCUUGGGGUUCCUGGUUUUCCUAGCCGUCCCUGGCUCGACCCUCGAGCAUGAGUUGUCCACCGAGCACCCCAACGGGGAUAAGCCCAGUAUCGGCACACUGGAGAUGCCAAGUCGCCCCGAAGCAGAGGACCCUGGGUUCGCAGACUGGGGUUCCCUCCACCCCUUAGGGAGACAUCCGCGAUCCGACGGACAAUCCUUCACCCCGUUCGAGAAGCGUGUAAUUCGGAUUCUGCGUAAGCACGGACUACUGAAAAGUGAGGCCGAAAAGGCUGUGGAAGAGCUGGAAAAGAAUAAGGACUUACUGAGGAAACUCAAAGAGUUACUCAACGAAGUCGACAAGGAGCACGAAACGGAUGAUUUCUAUGACGAUUUUUGGGGACUGAUAUUGUCGUAAAAUAAAAAAAACCUACACUUCAGGUAGAACCUUCCACACCUGAUAAAA